AUGCUUCCUGUCAAUCUUUUCCAAGUUAUGCUCGUGGCAUUAAUGCUGCUGUGUGGAGUCUUUGCGACAAAUCAACCCACGGAGAACGACAAUCUGGUUCAGCGUGAGUCCAAGCCUAUCCAGGACGUGCUAUCCGACAUCAGCGUGAACAACAUUCACGAUGCUCUGCAUGCGCUGUCCGACAAAUUCAAAGACGGCAUUUUCCCCACUGACAUCAGUGCCGCCGAGGCCCUGCAAGCCGAAGAUGAAAAAAUCGCCAGUUUCCUAAAGGUCAUCAAGCGGGAUACCAAUGCUACUGCCUCCUCCGAGCCUGUUCAGACUACUCCGAGUGCCAACCCCACUACCAGUGAAUCGGCUGCCACCACUUCCGAGUCUAGCACUGAGGCUACUACCACCUCGGAGCAGAGCACUAUCCCCACCACUUCCACCACCUCAAGCUCGAUUUCUGUCUCCACUUCUGCCGAGGCGACCACUACCAGCACUACGACCUCGCCCACUCCGACCAGCUCGACUUCGACUUCUACUUCAUCUAUUUCUAGCACUACUUCUGUGCCUACGACUCUCUCCACCACUACCAGCUCUUCUUCUACUUCUUCGUCCUCUACCUCCACUUCGCACUCUACUACCACCACUUCUCAUUCGACAACUUCAAGUGCUUCUCUUUCCACUUCAACUUACGAGAGCACCAGCACUCUGUCUGAUGGUAGUCUAAGCACCAUUACCUCCAUCACAGUUGUGCACGUCACUCCAACUGGAGGAGCAGCAACCACCACCUCAGCCAAAGCAAGUCUGCAAACCGGUGGUGCCUCCUUAACCACCGCCGGUAAGGCCCGCGAGGUCGUCGCACUGGUCGGUGGAGCAGUCCUCGUCGCAAUGGCCCUCUAG
This is a messenger RNA of Penicillium angulare, 885 nucleotides long. Its product is annotated as putative GPI anchored cell wall protein (Dan4). The record is from RefSeq and is a predicted model, not a curated record. The transcript has a single exon. Lineage: Eukaryota; Fungi; Ascomycota; Eurotiomycetes; Eurotiales; Aspergillaceae. The coding region runs from base 1 to 885 and encodes 294 amino acids.